Molecule: messenger RNA, 1028 nt
Organism: Diachasma alloeum
Lineage: Eukaryota; Metazoa; Arthropoda; Insecta; Hymenoptera; Braconidae
Gene: TpnCIIb
Product: troponin C
Exons: 4
Coding region: 516-917 (133 amino acids)
Molecular function (GO): enzyme regulator activity; calcium ion binding
Source: RefSeq, a predicted model, not a curated record
UCGUAUAUAAUUUUCCGGUGGGCGACAACACUACCCGCGGGGUUGGGAUUUGGGUCAGUGAAUUUUGUCGUUACGCGAGAGGUGGAACAUGUAUAAACUACUGCUGCAAAUCGUCAUUGUGAGUUUGAUGUAAACUCCGUGAUUUCAACUGCUAUUUCGGAUUGUCGAAUUUACAUUACAGAUAACCCCUCGGGUCAAGUGCGGAAAGUUUUGUGAAUCUCGAAAUUUGAAUUAUUCAGUUUUUAGGUUUUGUUUUUAUUUUAGUUCGUUCGUUCCGGAAGGAAAAUUUUGCAAGUGUUAGUAUAUUUCAGAGCGAGUGCCAUGGGGUCUUUACUCGGGCGGAGUUUGCGUCCGAGCCGAAAGUGAGGACUGGCCAACCACGCGAGUAAAUAAACCCUACGACACUAGUCGUGAACGAUGUUUUUCCGUAGUGAUUUCCACUUUUAUGAGUUUGAGGAAGGGCAAAUGCCAAUCCCCAGACGAGAAAAAAUGCAGUGUUAAAGAGAGCGUUCUCCAUGUUCGACUCUGCGAAAAACGGAAGAAUUGAAAAAGAGAAAGUAAAGACUAUUCUCAACACCCUGGGCCACACAUUCGACGACCAGGAGCUAGAGGUGCUACUCCAGAAGGAAGACGAAGACGGAAGUGGAGUCGUAAAUUUUGAUGCGUUCUGUCGGGUGGCCUGUCACUUCCAGGAGGAGGACGAUGAGGCCCUCCAGAAGGAACUGAAAGAAGCCUUCAGGUUAUAUGAUAAGGAGGGAAAUGGAUACAUUCCCACGAGCUCACUCAGGGAGAUUCUGGCUGCCCUCGAUGACCAGAUAACGCCCGAUCAAAUGGACGGAAUGAUCGCGGAAAUCGAUACCGACGGCUCCGGCACAGUUGAUUUCGACGAAUUCAUGGAGAUGAUGACCGGUGACUGAACCUGAAUACUCUUUUGAAAAAUGCCAUUUAUUUAUCAAAUAAGGAGACAAUUAAGAACAAACCAAAUAUACAGAUAAUUUAUCGAUUAAAGAAUCAUCAGUACAUGAUUG